CUGCAGCCCCACGCUGGCUGGGAGCUCACUGUGAGCUGUCCCAGCCUCCGCCGGUGGAAAGCGCUCUGCAGCUCUGAGACUGCAAGCGUGACACUUGCGAGGCCACUCCUUUGGUUACAGUUCUCCUGGGGUCCAUGUUGGUGGUGUCCGACCCAUGCAAGAUCUCAUCAUGGGAAACAGCUUUUACAGCACCGUGGCGGCUGUGCUGCUGGUCGCGAAUUUUGAGAGGACAAGGUCAGUGCUGGAUUCCUGCCACAACUGUCCCGCUGGUACUUUCUGCAGGAAAAAUAAGGAUCAGACCUGUAUUCUCUGCCCCCUAAAUAGUUACUCCAGCACGGGUGGACAGGCGGUUUGUAAUGUCUGCAGAAAAUGUGAAGGCAUCUUCAGGACCAAGCAGCCUUGCUCCCGGACCAGCAAUGCUGAGUGCGAGUGUGCCCCGGGGCUCCGCUGCUCGGGGCCAGGGUGCCCCUCUUGUUACCCGGAUUGUGCUCAGGGUCAAGAACUCACAGAGAACGGUUGUAAAGACUGCUGGUUCGGGACAUUUAACGAUAAGAGAGGCGGCAAGUGUCGGCCCUGGACAAAGUGCUCUUCGGACGGAAGGGCUGUGCUUGUGAAUGGGACCAAGGAUAGGGACGUAGUCUGUGGACCAGUUCCAGCCGGCUUCUCUCCAGGGCCCUCUCCGUGGUUCUUCACCGUCCUUCUGGUGCUGAUGUCAGCCAUGGCUUUGCUCCUGCUGAUCUUCUGCGUGUGCCAGCGCUCUGUUAUCAGAUGGAGCAGGAAGAAGUUCGUGUACAUGUUCAAACGACCAUUUGUGAAACCAGUACAAACUGCGCAAAUGGAAGACGCUUGUAGCUGCAGGUUUCCACAAGAAGAAGAAGGAGAGUGUGUACUGUGAGGUGGAAAUCCACAGAGCUGCUGGGGGUCUCUCGAAAAGAAACGAAGGAGAACUCGGAGUGACCCCACUAUCAUGACCUUCUGAAACGCAAAACACCCUGCCGGAUAAUACCCACAAUUACCUUCCUCAACUUUUCCUAAUGCUAACGAGUUGGCCUUUAAAAAGUACCACUUUGAGCCAGGUGUGGUGGCCCAUGCCUGUAAUCUCAGCACCUGAGGAGGCUGAGGCAGGAGAAUAGCCACAAGUUCAAGGCCAGCUUGGCUACAUAGUGAGUUCAAGGCCAGCCUGGAUUAUAUAGCAAGAC
Messenger RNA from Heterocephalus glaber (naked mole-rat), 1199 nucleotides. RefSeq names its product TNF receptor superfamily member 9 (gene Tnfrsf9). Gene Ontology annotation, cellular component: external side of plasma membrane. Gene Ontology annotation, molecular function: protein binding; signaling receptor activity. Lineage: Eukaryota; Metazoa; Chordata; Mammalia; Rodentia; Bathyergidae. Gene Ontology annotation, biological process: negative regulation of cell population proliferation; apoptotic process. The record is from RefSeq and is a predicted model, not a curated record.